Molecule: messenger RNA, 423 nt
Organism: Fusarium venenatum
Lineage: Eukaryota; Fungi; Ascomycota; Sordariomycetes; Hypocreales; Nectriaceae
Source: RefSeq, a predicted model, not a curated record
AUGUUCAAUAUCUGUAAUUUCCAGCAUGACCGCAAUGCUCUCAAGAAGAAAAAGCAGGUCGCCGCCAACACGAGAUUCGUUGCAGCCUCUGUGCAGGAGGAACUCGGCGCUACACAGCAUGCGGUGGCAGCACUGGAUUUCGGGGGAGACAGAGCCUGCAUUCGAAUUGGUGAGAUGAGACAUCCGUCGCUCACCGUUGCACUCCUCCCGGACACGGCGUUCGGGCCAAGGGCGGAUCAGAUCACAAUCUCAGACCCAGACCUCAAACGGUUCAAGCCCCGGCGCCACGAGGGAUCAAGUUCUCCUUUGAAGCGCAGAGUUUCUUAUUUUAGUGUGUAUGGCACCAAGACACAGCCCUUAUCAUUCAACACAUUGUUCUUGUACAUCAACUUGACCCUGACUAAGAAGGGCUUGAACGAGUAA